This is a messenger RNA of Odobenus rosmarus divergens (Pacific walrus), 225 nucleotides long. RefSeq names its product cryptic protein-like. The annotation marks the transcript as partial. Lineage: Eukaryota; Metazoa; Chordata; Mammalia; Carnivora; Odobenidae. The transcript is spliced from 2 exons. The record is from RefSeq and is a predicted model, not a curated record.
GCGCGCCCCCGCCGCUGCGCUGCUGCAGGAAUGGCGGCACCUGCGUCCUGGGCAGCUUCUGCGUAUGCCCCGCCCACUUCACCGGCCGUUACUGCGAGCACGACCAGAGGCAGAGGGAAUGCGGCACCCUGAUGCACGGAGCCUGGACCUUCCACCGCUGCCGCCUUUGCAGGUGUGUGUUCGCAGCUCUGCACUGUCUCCCCCAGCCGACUCCCGGCAGCUGCG